Microsporum canis CBS 113480 is the source of this 1458-nucleotide messenger RNA. RefSeq lists its product as hypothetical. The coding region runs from base 1 to 1458 and encodes 485 amino acids. Gene Ontology annotation, molecular function: transmembrane transporter activity. The transcript is spliced from 8 exons. Gene Ontology annotation, biological process: transmembrane transport. Lineage: Eukaryota; Fungi; Ascomycota; Eurotiomycetes; Onygenales; Arthrodermataceae. The record is from RefSeq and is a predicted model, not a curated record.
AUGGAGAAUAACGGAGAAUGGGCGGUAAAACCGUGUGCGGCAGAUAUGCCAUGGGCAUAUGAGCUUCGAUCAUCAGAAGGAUUUGCUAUUUUUGCAGUUGCAGUUGCAAUGUUUGUGGAUUCAUUCAUAUAUUCAAUGAUUGUUCCAAUUAUGCCAAAAGUUCUAGGUGAUAUUGGAAACCUACCUAGAAGCGAAAUCCAAACAUGGGUUGCCAUCCUGCUUGCUGCCUAUGGCGCCACUUUGAUUAUUGGGUCUCUUGUCUUUGGAUAUAUAUCAGACCAUUCCAGCAAACGAAAACCUGCCUUCUUCAUAGGCCUGAUAUCCAUGGCCGGUGCCGUGAGCCUGUUCAUCAUCUCAACCUCACCGCCAGUACUGGUCACAGCUCGACUCCUGCAAGGCCUCGCCGCUGGCGGUGUAUGGGUAGCUGGACUCGCCCUUAUUGCGAAUAGAGUCAGCAGGGACCGCAUUGGAGAAGCUAUGGGCCAUACAACACUGGGAAUGACGUGGGGAGGGCUUCUCGGGCCAUUUACUGGUAUUAUCUACGAUAAAUUCGGAUAUUAUGCAUCAUUCGCGAUUCCAUUAUCGCUUUUAGGGUUAGACAUAAUUUUGCGAUUUGCCAUUAUUGAAGGAAGUUCAGAAAGCCGUCUCACCAGUAAUUAUAAAACAUGCCCUAGAGACUCUUCUGAGACGACCCCCUGCCUUGCAGAUAAUGGUGAACAUGAAGGCCAAGUGCUCUCUUUCGGGCCUGGCUCGCAGGUAGAACCUGAAUCCCAGCAACUAAAGCCCAAGACAUCACAAUAUCGUCUGCCGCCGAUGAUACAACUACUUCGAAAUCCGAAAAUAUUAGUUACCCUUCUCGAGAUAGCUGUCGCAGCAUCUAUUCUAUCCGCCUUUGAGGCGACAUUGCCUCUCUUCGUCAUACAGCGAUUUGGCUGGGGCUCAGCUGGGGCAGGGAUGAUAUUCCUUUCUAUAACUGUCCCAAGUACAGCUGGUAUUCUCGUUGGAAAGCUCGCUGAUAAGAUUGGCACUCGCUAUUUUUCACCGCUAGCCUUCCUACUGGCCGGCCCUGCAAUCUUUCUUAUGCGCUAUGUGACAGGGCCCAGCAUGCUCAACGUCUUCUUCCUUGUUGGUCUUCUAGCCUUAGCGGGGUUUUCGAUUGUGGUUAUCGAGGUAAUCACAAUGACUGAGGUGUUCCAUUCAGUUAGUGAUGCUGAGGCAAAGACACCAGAAGCGUUUGGGCCAUAUGGUGCUGUUGCUCAGGCUUAUGCAAUUUUGAAUAUAUCAUUCGCAUGUGGCCAGUUUGCGGGUCCCUUGAUAGCCGGAAUGCUGAAAGAUGGAACUGGAUGGCAAGGUAUGACCCUAGUGUUAUCGCUCUGUUGUCCUCCAAUGGCACUAUUUGUUGGGUUAUUUAAUUGGUGGGCACAAGUAUCUACACCUGCGGUAGAUACGGACGAAUAA